AUGUCUGAUGAACAUUUUAAUACAUCAACAUCAAACAUUAAUAAAAGAAUUAUGACAUAUAAUGAAACGCCUAGAAGAAAAACUUCUAUGAUUGAAAGUAUAUCAUCAUUGAGAAAUAAAAGUUUCAUACUUAACCAUUUAUUUGAACAAAAUCGAAAGUCAUUUAAUAAUAAUAUGACAUCCACGUGUGAAGAACAGUAUUACAAUACAAAUUUAUCUAAUAUGGAAAGCCCAUCGUGUAAUUUAAAAGCUGUAACAAUUGCAAAUCUUGGUGUUAGUAAUAUAAAAUGUCUUCUAGGAAAAUCUACACCAGUUGUAUUAAAUAAAUCUAAUGAUGUUAAGAAUCAAAAAAUAUAUUUAAAAAAAUAUAAAUUUCCUCAAAGGAUAUGGCCUAUAUGCAAUAUUAUCAAUAAUUAUAUAAAACAAGAUAAUAAAAUUGACCAAAUAUCAGAUAUUAUUGAAAAAUUACUAAAAUAUGUAUAUAAAGAUUGUGGAUUUUUUCAUAAAGAUACUGCUGCUGUAUUAUUACUUUCUUCUCAAGUUCACUAUAAAUUAAAAUUUUAUAAAACAGCAUUAUUGUCUGCAGAACGGGCUUUAGAAAUCUUUCAAUUUCUUCAUGGAGAAAUAUAUAUUGGAUGUUGUGUUACUUAUCAAUUGAUAGCUAUGAUUUGUAAAACAAUUAAUGAUAAAAAAGGAUCCAUGUAUUGUUUAAAAAAAGCCAUUAGUAUAUUAAAAAUUAUUUUUGGUUCAACAUACUUGGAAAUUGGAAAAUUACACAAUAAUAUUGGUGUAUUAUUUGAAGAAGAAAGAAUGUUUUCAAAUGCUAUUGAAAAUUAUACAAUAUCACAACAAAUUUUUAUAAAACAAGAAAAAGUUAAUAAUAUGUAUAUAUUUAAUGUUGAAGUAAAUAUUUUAAGAGCCUCAUACCUUCAAUUUUUAUUUAAUAAAGAAACUUUGAAGACCAAAGUUUUUCACUUACUUGAAGAAUUAAAAAAAGAAUUGUUAUCAUCAGACCUUUAUGAAGUAUUUGAUAAUUAUUUAAGUGAAGAACAAAAAAUUAAUUUUAUUGCUGAAAAUAUUAAAAACAAUAAUGAUACAAAUAAUGUACUAAAUAAUCUUAAAAAAUUAAUAAUAUAUUAUCUUAGAAAUAAUGAGAAUGAAGAUAAGAAUAAUAAGAAUUUUUCUUAUAUAUAA
This is a messenger RNA of Strongyloides ratti, 1194 nucleotides long. Its product is annotated as Tetratricopeptide-like helical domain-containing protein. Gene Ontology annotation, molecular function: protein binding. The transcript has a single exon. Bases 1 to 1194 code for a protein of 397 amino acids. The record is from RefSeq and is a predicted model, not a curated record. Lineage: Eukaryota; Metazoa; Nematoda; Chromadorea; Rhabditida; Strongyloididae.